This is a messenger RNA of Drosophila nasuta, 2438 nucleotides long. It is a transcript of the gene IPIP, whose product is annotated as Inositol phosphatase interacting protein. NCBI's taxonomy places the organism in Eukaryota, Metazoa, Arthropoda, Insecta, Diptera, Drosophilidae. The transcript has 6 exons. Gene Ontology annotation, biological process: receptor recycling; retrograde transport, endosome to Golgi; endosome organization. The coding region runs from base 142 to 1035 and encodes 297 amino acids. Gene Ontology annotation, cellular component: trans-Golgi network; recycling endosome; early endosome. The record is from RefSeq and is a predicted model, not a curated record.
UUGCAGCUCUAAUUUUGAAGGCUUCCAUUUUAAAUGCAAAAUCAUGACACAUUUACGCUGUAAAUAUAAAAUGGUGGCAACGUUGGAUGACAUUAAAAACAUCUAUUAAUUAUUAUUAGUUAACACACAAACUGAGUUGCUAUGAAGAUAAACGAGAAAAAUUUAUGUGUUUUUGCCAGAGCACCACCCUAUGAUAUGGAAGGGUUUCUUAACAAAAGGGGCGAAAUUAAUAGGGCUUUUCAAAGACGAUAUUUUGUGCUAAAGGGCAAUCUGCUGUUCUACUUUGAAACGCGAAUUGACAAGGAACCAUUGGGAUUAAUUAUAGUCGAAGGCUGUACCAUCGAAUUGUCAGUUGAGACGGAUAUGGACAAUUACUGCUUCGAGAUAGCAUUUAAUGGCAAUCGCACCUAUGUACUAGCCGCAGACACACAGGAAAGCAUGGAGGCCUGGAUGAAGGCGCUAACGUGUGCUGGCUACGAAUAUAAACGCAUUAUUGUGGCAGAGUUGCAGCGUCAGCUGCAGGAAAUUGAAGAGUCCAGAAAUAAAAUGCGUAGCAACCCCGCUGGUAUAACUCUGUCUGCUGAAACGGAUACAACGGGAAAACCAAAGCCGCCACCAAGGCGGCAAAAUCCCUUCAACCGUCCGGCACCGCCACCGCCAACAACUGAUGUAGACCUCCAAUGCGGUGUCGUGUCACCCAUGCCUUUUAUAACUGGAUACUUUGGAUCAAGCCAAGCGAAAGCAGAUCUGGACCAGCGACGUUCAAACCACGGCCUUAUUUUGCAAUCCACACCCAAAGCACGGCGACAUGGGAUAGGUCCAUCUCCUACUAUUUUCUACAAUGAUAACUUCACGACUUCCAGUCAAUCCGGAAAAUUGGCAAGCAUCACGAAUGUUGAGCGCAUGGAACAGCAAAUUCGCCUUGCGAAUGCCAUUGAGGAAUUCACACGCAACCACGAACAAUUUCGAAAAAAUGUGAUGUCGGAUAUUAUUGCGUAUCGUGAACGGCAAAGUCAACCCCUAAUACAAUUCUGAUUCAAUUUUGAAGAAUGAUUUGCUUUCGAAACGCAUCUCAUAACAUUUGUAUCGUCUACUUUGUGCUAAAUUAUAAAAUAUUCGUUUGUUAUACAAUGUAAUAUAUUUAUAUUCACGACUAUUUAUUUAUAUCAGCCUUGUUCAACUGUUUCCUUAUACUCUUAACUAAAAAUAGAGUGUUAAUAUUAACGAAAAAGUUAUUUGCAUAUUUAACUACUUAUUUAUAACUGGGAAAGAUACUCCCGUAGCAAGUCAUUUCUUUCUCGUUGUAUAACAUUCGAUUCUUCAAUCCGCUUGCUUAAUUCCCGUAUUGCGGCAAUUCUACUUCGCUCCAGUAUUAGCAAUUGCCGUUGCUGUUCUUCAGCCACCAUCGUCAUAUCGUUGCUUUGCUCUGCACGUAUGGUAUUAUUAUCAGUUUCAAGAGUGCAUUGCAUAUCGGAUAGCUCGUUGUGCUGCUCCUCGAUCAGAGCAUCACUUUCUGUUUUUGCAGUAGUGCUGUUAACGUUCUCAUUUUGAAACAUAUCGUCAAAUGUAUCAUAAUAUUCCCAGCCGACUCUUUUGCGUGCAUUUUUCUUGAGAGUUUCUCGACAUGUUCGAUACGUUUUUUUCAUAUUGCGCCAUUUACGAUCGCAAAUAUCCUCAUUUAUACCUUUGUAGCCAGCAUGUUCCAUAUCAUCCACAAUUUCUGUCCACAGAGCUCGCUUACGAGUUUUGGGGUCUCGAAACCUAUGACGACGUUCCGAAUACAGUUCGACUAAAAGUUUUGUGCUCUUCGAAUUCCAAUGCCACUCUUCCACGCCGCCUUCACAUUCCAAGUAAUAGUGUGUAGUUUCAGACUCUUCGUCCAUUAUAUAUGUAUAUCAAUAAUACGAGACCCAACAACAAAGACGGCAAUAGAGCCGGCAGAAUACAAAUUAGAGGUACAAAAACAUCGAGUGACACAUCGAUAACAGCGAUAUUUUCAAACCGUUGAUGGUUCGCGACCUCCUACGAUGUUUUCACAAGCAUCUAUGCGCGCGGGGAGAACAAAUUGUAAGUAAAUGAGUUUUUUAAUUUGUUUCUAUCAAAAAUUUGAUAAUAUUAAGCAAGAUAGAGAAUAACCUAAAAAGAGCGGAACCAACAGAGGAAUUGAAGCCGGAGUCAGCACAAAUACGGAAAAAAGAGCUAUCAAUUGUUUGAAGCUUCUUCAAAAAAAAGAAGUGAUAAGGCGCUUGCAUCCAAGUCGCAUGACCACUAAAAAGCAACCAACGCCAAAACCGAUGGCAACUUUUUUGAACAAGAAGCCGUACUACAACAGUCAUUCAAAUAUAAUAAAGAGACUUGAUCAAAAUAUGAUGAAUAUGAUUGCCAAAGACGUGCGCCACUUUUACGAUCUCAAAUAAAUCUUAUUGUUAUUGGUUGAA